Messenger RNA from Coccidioides posadasii C735 delta SOWgp, 1585 nucleotides. RefSeq lists its product as uncharacterized. The record is from RefSeq and is a predicted model, not a curated record. Gene Ontology annotation, molecular function: protein binding. NCBI's taxonomy places the organism in Eukaryota, Fungi, Ascomycota, Eurotiomycetes, Onygenales, Onygenaceae.
AUGAUCGCAGGGCUAGCCACUGAGCAAAGAAAAGCGCCAUCGGCGUCUGUGUCGGCGUUCUUCGAGACCAAGUCCAAAAAGUUCUUUGCUGCAAUCGAGAAAGCAACGGGAUAUUAUGCAAAGGCAACCCAUGGACAUCCUGGCGCCCCGAAUGGUCACCAGCAAGUAACCCAUACCUCUUCUCACUGGGAUAAGCUCCCUGUGGAGCUCCAGCUUUCCAUUUUCUGCCAGUGCCGCCUGCGGGAUAUCCAAUGCUUACGCCUCGUCUGUCGUUCUUUUUGCGACUUGGUCGACGCCAAUGAACAUGCCAUCGCUCGAGAUUACCUCCGAAUCAGGCGUCACGGCAGCCUUCCGUCCCUAACUCACCGCAGAAUAACUCAUAGCCGCGCUCCUCAAGACGAUGUCAUUCUCCUUUCAGAUCUUUUUCCACCACCAGGAGCAAUUGGGGAUUUGAGAGAUGCGUAUACAUUUAGAUACCUGGCCAGCUUGCGACGUCGCCAGGAAAUCUGUUCAAAAUUGUCUUAUUAUCUAGCCGAUCGGAUUCUGGAUCGUUAUACGCAGAGUCAUCCCGCAAUCAAGGCAUCUUUCGCUUCUAAACGAGAUCGACAAGCUUGCUAUGAGCGAGGGGUCGCGCGCCUCCAAUUUAAACUUACGCCUUUGAUGUUUUAUGUCCUAUAUUUCCUUGAAGUCUAUUCUCAAUCCAAAUCCGACCAGCUGGAUCACAUGUACUCCCUGCUUGCAACUGGAUAUCAGGACGUGCCGCUAACCCGAGCCCAUCGCAUCGAUGGGGAACACAUAUCCCAAUGUCAUAUCAUUCGUUCCCCUCCCUUUGAAGACCCUGGCGUGCUUAUAUCCACCCAUCAUGUCUUCUUUGUCCUUGCCUCAUAUCUACUAGACGCUGUAGCCCCUGACUAUCCAUUCAACUCUAACGGAGACACUCUGGCGAGUAUGCUGCUUACCAUUGGCCUUGAACGCAUCGUUGAAUUCUUUGCCGCCGAAAAGGGGGGAGGGUACAACCAACGUACUCUCCGCAGGACCUUUAUGAGGAACAUGCAGAGGGAUUGGGAUGCCUAUACCAAGAGCGACAAAGUCAUUGGGGUGUAUGGUGGAGAUGAAAGAAACCAUGACCCAGUUCCCCUGGACCACAUCUGGCACUCGCCCGCGCUCGAAAUGUUGAGAAGGAAAGGCCGCAUCCCUCACCAGUCGCAAGAUUGGGUGAUAGUGUGGGAAGGAGUGAAGAUAUAUUUACAUUGUCAGCAUUGUGAAGGAAUGCGUGAUGGAUGGGCUGCCGCUGGCGGGUUGUGAUGCGGAGCAGAAUACUACCUUUUUCUGCUUGAUUCAACUUGAUAGAUAUUUGGACGCCAGGAGUGGGGAGAAGGGCGGGCGCCAUUAAGCACUUUUUACUGAAGGGGCAAAUAAAUCGGCCACUUAAAAGGCCGUGGAACAAAAGGCGGGCUCUCCAUGGCCUUUGCAGGAAUUGCAGUGUAUAUGUGGGAAGAGGAUGGGCGCGUCAUGGAAUCUCAGUGAUAUUGAUGGAGCAUACUUCCAUAACUUUUAGGUAUAUAGAGUCUAAACCUACCACAGU